Molecule: messenger RNA, 670 nt
Organism: Thermothelomyces thermophilus ATCC 42464
Lineage: Eukaryota; Fungi; Ascomycota; Sordariomycetes; Sordariales; Chaetomiaceae
Exons: 1
Coding region: 288-500 (70 amino acids)
Source: RefSeq, a predicted model, not a curated record
GAUCGACUUUCAGCAACUCUCAGGUCGCCCAGACAAAUUGUCGACAGGCACUGCGGACACGCGCAUCAACGGCACCCGGAAACCCGGCAGCACAGAGAAACGGGGUACAUCCCGCCCAUAUAUUCGUGCACGGGAGUCGACGAUAUUGCCGCGGCCGCUAGCUCCCACUCUGGGCGCCGAACGAGAGAGAGAGAGAUCGCAUUGGUUGAGCUGAGUACUGGGGCCAAGUCCGGCGAUUCCAACCAUGUCCCGUCCUCGACCGUGAUCUCUUUUCUUUUAUUUUCACAAUGGCAAACCCGAAGGCAGACAUCCAUCAUGGCCAACCCCACGCCGUCCCGAAUUCCAACUCUCAGGCCGGGCAAACCCCCCCGGCAAUGGUCUUCACAAGGCCGUUCACCCUCUCCGAAGCUUUGCCCUACACGCCGUUCUCGUCGAUUGCGCCCUUUAACUCGGGUAUGCCUCUGCAAUCCCCCCACUCGCAACGUCCUCCAUCUUCUUGACGAUUCAUUCAAGUCCUGACCUAUUCAUCCCCAUUCACAGGCGUCAUCCCAUCGCCAUCAAUAAGCUCGGCUUCGCCCGCCCCGCCGGUAACCGACCUUAUACCGGGCAACGACUUUGCAGCGUUAAAUCAAGAGGCUGCAAACCACCACCACAGCCUUCCUUCCAAGCG